This is a messenger RNA of Phoenix dactylifera (date palm), 4131 nucleotides long. NCBI's taxonomy places the organism in Eukaryota, Viridiplantae, Streptophyta, Magnoliopsida, Arecales, Arecaceae. The record is from RefSeq and is a predicted model, not a curated record.
GACCUGCAUGUGACCCGACCCGUUUAUGAUCUGAUCCGACCCGAUUGCCACCCCUACUUAGCUACCACCUCCUUUCUUGGAUUCGGGUGACAUUUAUGAAGGAGUAAAUGUAGGCUGUGAUUUAUUCUGCAGUUGUCUACUUUCUUAUAACUACAGUUUCCUUUUAUCUUCUUUGACUUAUUCUAGACUCUAAAGGAUCGGCAUCAGUUUGAGAGUCUUCUUGGACUUUGCUGCAACAUAUCCUAAUCCAUACAGCUGACCCAUCUGAUAAAGAUAAGGGGCCCUGUAUAGAAGUUAUGAGGCUUAUUGAUGUAACUUAAGGUUAAGACUUCAUUCUUGUUGUUUUUUGAAAACAGAAUUAAUGUUGUGAAAUUGAGUACGAUGGAUUUUUUCUCCUUUAAUAUUUGACUUUAGUGUAGAUAAAUUUGAAAGCUAUAUCUACACGAGUGGCAUCACUGGAGAAGUUUUUUUCUCAGAUGAGCACACCCUGAUGUUUCUCUUAUGAAAAAUUUCUAUGAUUGCUGUUCUUUUAAAGGUGAAUUACUAAACUGAUUAGCAAUGUAUACCCCUUAAAGGUUUAUUUCUUUUCCCAAUGAGCUUUUGGAUUUUCAAAUUUUAGGAGAGAUUAUCAUGGAUGGAUGAUAACAAAUAAUCAUAGAGUUGUCUGAUCUUUGUAAUAGCUUAUCAAUUUUUUUAUAGUUUGCACUAUUCCCAAGCAUUUAUUUUUACCAAAACUCAAUAGAUGCAAGAAGCUUUCGCUGGGUAAAUUGUAAAAUUCUUGAUUGAUUAGGGGCGGACUUCCUUGUAAAAGAAGUUUUGUCCACCAAGGUUUGAGAUUAAGACUUACCAGAGUGAUGAAAUGCUGUUGUACUUACAGGCACUUGAUUUCUAGCCCAUGGUUUAUUUUGGUGUUUCUUGGGCAAAUACCAUCACUUGAAGUGCUGACAGAUCAGGUCUUAGCAACGGCUGCAGCUGCAAGGGAUGUUCUUAUAGAGAAGGAGAGCUUCAAGGCUCUAUCAAAGUAUCUCUAUGACAUCGAACCAGUCUUGAAACAGUUGCAGCUUCGAGAACUGAAUGACACACAAGCUGCAAGGCAAGCUUUGGAAUUUCUCAAGGAUGAUGUUAAGAAGGCCAAGGACAUAGUGGAUAAGUAUAAAAACCGUGCACGCUUUUACUUGUUGGUUAGGUGUAGAAGCAUAGUGGGAGAAAUACAGGAUGUCACUAGGGAUAUUGGUAGGUCUCUUGCUGCUUUAUCUCUUGCGAGCACUGAAGUUCUCUCUGAUAUAUCAGAAAGGGUGAAUAGGCUUCAUGGUGAGAUGCAGAAGGCUGAGUUUGAAGCUUCUCAAGCACAACUCAGAAUUGUAGAGAAAUUGGAUCAAGGUCUUCAUGAGAGGAAGAGAGACCAGAGCUUUGCAAAUAACAUGCUAGAAGAAAUAGCUAGAACUGUAGGUGUGCCUGUUGAGCCAUCCGAAAUAAAUGAAGAACUUUCCAGUUUGAAAAGGGAAAAGGAAGAAGCUGCUGCCCAUAAAGAAAGAGCAGAAGAGAUCUUUCUGGAACAGGUCAUUGAACUGCUGUCUCGUGCUGAUGCUGCUAUUGACCAAGAAGAAAUUGAGCAGCAGUAUCGGCUCAGGGUGCAAAGUGUAGAGAACUAUGCAACCCAGGAUGUGCACAUUCCACCACUGAAAUCAUUCAUGUGCCCUAUAACAGGAAAGGUGAUGGUUGACCCUGUCAGUCUUUGUACUGGAACUGCAUGUGAAAGAACUGCCAUCGAAGACUGGCUUGAAAGUGGACGGACCACAGAUCCUGACACAGGCCAAGUUCUUGAGGAUUUUACCCUAAGAAGCAAUAUUGGUUUGAGGCAGUCAAUUGAAGAGUGGAGAGAACUCAACUAUUGCCUUAAGAUUAGGUCAGCAAAGGGCAAAUUGCAGUCUGGUAAUGAUUCAUUGUUUGUAGAUGCUUUUGACCUGCUACAGGAGGUUAUCCAUGAAAAUCCUAUGAAUAAGGAUUGGAUUGCUAUAGAGGGGCUAAUUGAUAUCAUUGUGCCAAUGGUAGGAAGCUCUCACAACAAAGAUUUGAAAAGGCAAGCAUUAGUGACAUUAACUGCAAUAAUUGAAGGGCAUUCUAGAAACAAGAAUAGAGUGGUUGAAGCUGGGGGAGUUGAUCGCAUUGUUGUUUGCCUCGUACGUGGCUCAGGGAUAUCAAAAGCUGCAAUUAAGUUGCUCUUUGAAUUAUUGCAAGAUGGUUCAACGUGGAAGGAAUCUACAUGUACGAAACUUAAGCAACAAAGCAGUGCUAUAUUUUUUCUUGUAACGCUUCUGCAUGGUACCGAUAGAGAGUCAGAAGAAAAAGCUGAAGUUAUCUUAUCAAAGCUUUGUGAUGAUGACGAUGAUGCAAUUUCAGCUGCAGCUGCCUGCGGUUGGUAUAAGCCACUAAUUGAUCAUCUCUGUCAUGGUCCAGAACGAUCGAGAAUGGCUAUGGCAAGAUUUCUUGUGGAAACAGAAUUCAUUGAUCAGAAUAUAAAACUUCUUGGUGAAGGAGGAGCAAUACCUCCCUUAGUGAAAAUGGCCUCAGGAAAUCUGGAAUCAAAAGAUUUGGCUCUCUCUGCUCUGGCUAAGUUGUUGAGUUGUCGGGACAACAAAAGGAUAGUUGCUUCUGCAGGAGGGGUUCCUCUUGUCAUAGAACAUAUCUUCUCUUCCCAUGCUCCCACAAUUAUAGUCGCAAAGUGCUCUGAAAUUCUUGAGAGACUCUCUUCAGAUGAUGGCAUAGAAUUUCUUGUAGAUGCUAAUGGGACACGUCUUGAGUUAGGGCCUAUCAUAACCAACUUGAUGGCCAUCCUUCAGAAAUCAAAUUCCUCUCCCACCAUUAGGAAACCAGUUUUACGUUCACUCCUGAACAUCUGCAAGUCUGAAGAAAUACUUGCUGAGAAGACAGUUGCUGCCACCAAUGGUGUCUCUUUGGUGCUUCCCUUGCUCGAAGAUCCUGAUCAGGAUAUCCGAGAGCUUGCACUCAAGCUCAUCCAUCACUUCUCCCAGAAUGAACCGGACGGUAUAGCAGAUUUCCUCCUGGACAGCAGACUGGAGACAUUUGUUGGCUUUCUCGAGGGUGACACCUGCAGUGAUGCGCAGGUGGCAGCAGCAGGGUUAAUAGCCUGUCUUCCAAAAUCGGAAGUUGCUCUUACUAAUAGUUUGAUUAAGCUAGAUGUGAUACCUAUUCUUUUGAACAUGCUCAGGAUAGGAACAGCUGAAGCAAAGGAAACUGUGCUUGGGGCCCUCUUCCGGUUUACAGAUCCUUCUAACAUUGAGAUGCAACAACUGGUGGUAAAUUUGGGAGCUUAUCCAUUGCUUGUGAGCAUCCUGCAGUCUGGAAGCACAACAGCCAAGGCAAGAGCAGCAGCCCUGAUCGGCAACCUUUCUUCAAACAGUAGUAGACUUACCGCAGCACCAGUCAGGACUGGCUGCUGGUGUUUCCGGGCAUCACCUCCUAGUGUAUGUGAAUUGCAUGGAGGUAUAUGUGACAUGACAUCUACCUUUUGCCUAUUAAAGGCAAAAGCUUUGCCAUGCUUGGUAAAUUUGUUGCAAGAGCAUCAAGAUGCCACCACUUAUGAGACCCUUCAAGCAUUGGGGACCCUGGUUCAGGAUGGAUUGUCUUAUAGAGGAGCCAAAAUUUUGCACCAAGCAGGUGCCAUUGAUCUGAUAUUGGGUGUUUUGAACUGGGGGUCAGUUGCUUUGAAAGAAGCUGCUCUUGUCAUCUUGGAGAAGGUAUUUCAGGCCAGGGAGGUCUCUGAUUAUUACUGCACGGCUGCGAAGAUCCCACUUAUUGGGCUGUCAACACAACGCAGUGAGAAUGGAGAGCUGGGCAGGAGGGCUGCUAGAGUCCUGGCGGAGAUUGAGCGGUAUUCAAAAUCAAGUUCUAUGCCACUUACGUAGAAGGAUACAUAAGCCUUUACUUGGCAAAAUGGAAAUCAUUCUUGUACAUUAGAUUGAUUAUCAAAAUUUAAACUAUACCCAUUUGUCUUGUGUAAAUAUGAUGCUGGAGAUUUCGUACUUGUAAAUUAGUCUUAGUUCAAGCCAUACUAUUUUUUGGGAUAACAUAUAUAAUGAUCAAAUGCUAGUGCUUGUUUGGAUGUCCUAA